Molecule: messenger RNA, 2985 nt
Organism: Didymodactylos carnosus
Lineage: Eukaryota; Metazoa; Rotifera; Eurotatoria; Philodinida; Philodinidae
Source: the annotation of a GenBank genome assembly
AUGAUGCAUGCCAACGGAUUAAUUAUGUUAAGUCGUACACUGCGAUUAUUAACUGCAAUUCAUCAGUCUUCUGAAAAGCGGAUAUGCUGUUUGUUCUCGUUACAACAACAACAACAACAACAGGUGAAAGAUCAAGAAUCUAUACGAAUUAAACAAAUUGGUUUAAAAAUGAAACAUUUCAAUACAUCGGGUCAAGGUGAAAAAUCUGUAAAAUUAUUUAAUGAUCUAAUUCAACAAGCAGAUAUUCAUGUUAACGAUAUUAUUUAUUUAUUGGCAUUAAAUUCAUGUGUAUUGACGCGAAAUUUAGAACAAGGAAAACAGAUUCAUGAACACAUUGAACAAAAUAAAAAAUGGAUAAAUAACAUCAAAUUAAAAGCAGCAUUGAUACACAUGUAUGCAAUGUGUUCAGAUAUACAUAUGGCCGAAUAUGUCUUCGAACAAACUAAAGAACACACUGUUUUCACAUAUGGAGCACUUUUGAAAGCAAAGACUCUUGAACGACAUUUAAUUAACUCUUAUCAUUUUAAUCGGUUAUUGUUUUGUGUAUUUCAUCCAGGUUAUAACAUUAAUGACAUGCCUAACAAAACAUUAGCUUUAUUCUAUGAAAUGAAACAAAAAGAAAAAUUUCUUCCAAAUGAGCAAAUAUACAUCUCUGUUAUUAGUGCUAUUUCAAAGUUAAAAAAUUUACAAGUAGCAAAUAGUCUUUUUGAUGAAUUAAAUUGUAAUCAAGUUCAAUAUAAAACUAAUAUUCGUCUCACAACAGCAUUGAUCAAUAUGUUUGGUUGGUGUUCGGCUGUUGAACAAGCACAACAAAUAUUUGAUGAGAAUCCUCGUCAAUAUGAUAAUUGUACUUCCUGGAGUGCUUUAAUGAAAAUAUAUAAUCUUAAUCAUCUUCCAAUGAAAACUCUUGAGCUCUAUCAAAAAAUGAAACAAAACAAUGUUAAACCAGAUGCGUUGACAUGUCAAGAAUAUCAUCGUAACAUAUUAGCCGAAUCGAUUGAUGUUAAUGAAAAUGUCAUCUUUCAAACGGCACUAUUAGAUAUGUACGGAAAAUGUGGAGACAUCAAACAAACUGAAACAAUAUUUAAGUCCAUUUUAUCGAAAUUUCCGAAGUCUGAUGAACCUUUUGAAGCAAUGAUCACCUCAUAUGCAUUAAAUGGUCAAAUUUUGAAUGCUAUUGAAGUGUUUUAUAAAUGGAAAGAACAAAAUCAAAAUAAUAGACCGAAUCAACAACUCAUCAGUGCCAUUAUAAAUGCGUGUUCAUAUUCAGGCUUGGUACAAGAGGCAAAAGCAAUAUUUAAGGGAUUUAAUCGUAGAGCGUUGGGCGUUGGCAUUUAUACGACUAUGGUUAAUGCACUAGCACGUGCCUAUUUAUUCGAAGAAGCUAAGAAGUUAAUUAACGAAUUCGAAAAAUAUCAUACUCCAAUACUUUCCAUGUAUUUAUCAUUACUAUCAGCAGCUUGUAAUAAAAAUAAAUUAGUCAAAGCUGAACAAGUAUUCAGACAAAUACAUUCAUGGCGAAAUUUAGAUUCCAAUUGUUUUUCAGAAGCGACUAUACUAAUGUCAAAUUUUUAUUCAUCAAAUGGUCGUUAUGAAGAGGCACAACGAAUACAAAAUUUAAUUAAAAAUUCAGAUAAUUCUAAAAAAUCUACUGAAAUAAGUUGGACAAUGGUAAAUGGGAAAAUUAGUGAAUUUUAUGCUCAUGAUAAAAGACAUGCCAAAACAACAGAAAUUUAUGCAGAAUUAAAUAAAUUACAUAAUGAAUUAAAACAAGACAGAUAUAAAUAUAAUACAACGUAUUUAUCAAAAGAAGAAUAUAAUUCGGAAACAGCUGUUAAAGAACAUGGAGAAAAAUUAGCGUGUGCUUAUAAUUUUAUUGAAACAAAAUCGAAUGAAAUUAUACAAAUUACAAAACAUUUUCGUAUGUGCGAAGAUUGUCAUGAAUUUUUUAAAUAUGUUUCUCUUUUAAAACAACGAGAAAUUAUUGUUCGAGAUGAAAAUAAAAGCAUGCGCCGUUCAAUGGAUUAUCAACAACAACAACAACAACAACAACAAAGGCAAAAUCAAAAUAUUUAUCCACAAAAUAACUAUGGUCAUAUGUCUACAUCACCUCAUCCUCCGCAAAAUCCAUAUGGUGGUGAUUUUACCAUGGGUGGCACGUCUCAAAUGUCUGCCAGUAAUUUCUAUACACCUCAAAAUGCCUUCUAUUCUCCAACUUCUCAACAACAAUCUUUUCCACCUGGUGGAAUGGAUUUUUUAUCAAAUCCUCUAGUCAACGUAGCAACGCAAAUGGCUGGACAAUACACAUCAAUGAUGGCACAAAAAGGACAAGAAUUAUUACCUAAUGAAGUAAAACGUUCAAUAACAUCUGUGAAAUAUUAUUUUGCUGUUGAUACCAAAUAUGUCAUUAAAAAAUUGUGUCUACUGCUAUUCCCAUUUCGGCCACGAAAUUGGUCAUUGCAGUAUAGUGCAGAUGAGCCCGUGCCACCUCGCGUUGAUUCAAAUGCACCUGAUUAUUACAUACCAUUGAUGAGCGCAUUAACAUACGUUUUGAUAGCUGGAUUAGCUCUUGGAACACAAAACAAAUUUUCCCCUGAACAACUUGGUUUUCAUUCGAGUUCUGUAUUAGUCUGGUUUAUCAUUGAAGUUGGUUUAUUAUGUUUAAUAUUUUACAUAUUUGGAAUACAAACAAAAUUAAGAACACUUGAUCUUAUCGCUUAUUGUGGAUAUAAAUAUGUUGGAAUGAUAUCUGCUGUUAGUGCUUAUUUAUUAACAAAUUCUUUACUUGCUUAUCGUUGUGUUUUGAUCUACAUCAGUGUAGCAUUAUCUUAUUUCCUUGUUAAAAGUCUUCGAUUACAAAUUUUACCAGAAACAGGUUCACAUUCUACAUAUGGUGGAAGUAAACGACGAAUCUAUCUGCUAUUAGCCAUUGUUCUAUUACAACCAUUUUUUAUUUGGUAUCUUACAAGACAUCUAAUUGCUUGA